AUGUCUAAUGCAUACCUUGUUAUAUUUUUGUCAUUACUAGACUGGGCUACUGGGUUCAGUGUAUCAUUUCCCAACACUACUGUCAUAUCAAGUGAAGCUUCCGCCCGCCGCCAGCUGGGCGCCGGCAGCAACCAAGUAAGCAGGCGGGCAAGCCGGUGCAGCAAAAUUGGCAAAGAAUCGUUUUCCUUACAAAAAUUAAAGAGCGGCGUAGUGGUUCAGAUAGUAACAAUGUGUGGGUGUAUACGGAUCCUACGUGCGUACAGGCCGUUGCCUCGCACGCUAAAUUCCAGACUCUCUAGUUCUUCGUCAGCACCUCCGCAAGUACCUGGAGUACCCUACACCAAACUUAGCAUAGGCAUUCCGAAAGAAUUAUGGCAGGACGAAAAGAGAGUUGCCGUAGUACCAGCUGUAGUUAGCAAAUUAGUAAAAAAAGGUUUCACUGUAAAUAUAGAAGAGAAUGCUGGGGCGCUAGCUAAUUUUCCAAACAAAACAUACGAGGAAGCUGGCGCUAAAGUCACCACCCUCAAGGAAACAUUCCAAUCCAACAUUAUUUUAAAAGUAAGACCACUUUUAGAUAGCGAAAUUAAAAAUGUUCAAGAUGAAGGCACACUUAUAUCGUUCCUAUAUCCGGCGCAAAAUCAAGAUCUAAUUAAGAAACUGGCUGCUAAAAAGGUCAACGCAUUUGCAAUGGACUGCGUUCCACGCAUCAGCCGCGCGCAGGCUUUUGACGCGCUAAGUUCGAUGGCAAAUGUGGCGGGAUACCGAGCAGUCAUUGAGGCGGCUGCGCAUUUCCCUAGAUUCUUCUCAGGUCAAAUGACGGCUGCGGGUCGAGUGCCGCCUUGCCGCGUCCUAGUAGUGGGCGGUGGGGUAGCGGGUCUAGCUGCAGCUGCGCAGGCCCGUUGUAUGGGCGCCGCGGUCAGGGCGUUCGACACCCGGCCUGCUGUACGCGAGCAGAUCGAGAGCUUGGGCGCCCAGUUCAUCACUAUGGAGAUGAAGGAAGAAGGAGCCGGGGUAGGAGGUUACGCCAAGGAAAUGAGUCAAGAGUUCCUCAAUGCGGAACGAGCUCUCCUCGGCAGAGAAACUCGCACCUCUGACGUCGUCAUCAGCACGGCUCUGAUCCCCGGUAAACCAGCACCUCUGCUCAUAUUGGAGGAUGCAGUCCGAGACAUGGCACCAGGCAGCGUGAUAGUAGACUUGGCCGCAGAAAUGGGUGGCAAUGUUCAAACCACUAAGAAGGGGGAAGUGACAAAAGUUCACGGCGUCACUCACAUAGGCCUCACCGACUUGCCGAGCCGUAUGCCAGCGCACGCCUCCACGCUGUACGCUAACAAUAUAUCCGGAUUCCUCUUCAGUUUAGGGACAAACGACCAUUUCCACAUCAACCUCGAGGAUGAAGUGACUCGUGGAGCAAUAGUGCUCAAGAGUGGUGAGCUGCUGUGGCCGCCACCACCGCCGCCCAGUAUGACCGUGGCCGCACAGACAACUUCCAAGACUACGGUUGUAGCCAAACCUGAACCGCCCAAUCCUUUCAACGAAACACUGAAAGACUCCUUCUUGUAUUCUACUGGAUUAGCAAGUUUGAUCGGACUUGGCAUGGCAGCGCCCAACCCAGCUUUCACCACCAUGACAACAACACUCGCUUUAGCUGGCGUGGUUGGUUAUCACACCGUGUGGGGGGUAGUACCGGCGCUGCAUUCGCCCCUGAUGUCGGUCACCAACGCCGUAUCUGGUAUUACGGCGGUUGGAGGUUUGCUGCUCAUGGGCGGCGGAUACGUACCCGAGACUCCUGUACAGUGGCUGGCAAGUACUGCUGCUCUGAUUUCAUUCGUGAACGUAUUCGGCGGAUUCCUUGUCACGCAGCGUAUGUUGGACAUGUUCAAGAGGCCUGGUGACCCACCAGAAUACGGAUACUUGUAUGGCAUACCCGCCGCAGCUCUCUUGGGAGGUUAUAUUACCACAGCUAUGCAGGGCUACCCAGAAGUGCAUCAGAUGGCGUAUUUAGCGUCGUCGCUGUGCUGCGUGGGAGCUCUAGCUGGUCUCAGUUCCCAAACAACUGCUAGAAAAGGAAACUACCUGGGAAUGAUCGGGGUAACAGGGGGCAUUGCUGCCACACUGGGUCUGUUAACGCCCAGUGCCGAAGUGCUGGUUCAAAUGUUGGGCGUGGCUGGAAUUGGCGGUCUGAUCGGAGGUACCAUAGCCAAGAAGAUAGAAAUCACCGAUUUGCCACAACUCGUAGCCGGAUUCCACAGCCUUGUGGGCAUGGCGGCCGUACUGACCUGCAUUGCCACAUACAUGCACGACUUCCCCGCUAUGGCGUUGGACCCCACAGCAGCCACUCUGAAGACAUCGUUGUUUCUCGGCACUUACAUAGGCGGCAUCACGUUCACUGGUUCGUUAGUCGCUUACGGCAAACUACAAGGCACGUUGUCAUCGGCGCCUUUGCUACUCCCCGGUCGUCACGCAAUCAACGCGGGUCUUCUAGCGGGCGGUUUGGGCUGUGGCGGAGCCCUACUAGCGUUCCCUGAAGUGCCAGGAUUGCCAUUGCUUUCUGCUGCUGCUGUACUUAGCGGUAUACAGGGGUUGACGCUAACAGCUGCCAUAGGAGGUGCUGACAUGCCAGUAGUGAUCACCGUAUUGAACAGCUACUCGGGCUGGGCUCUGUGCGCGGAAGGAUUCAUGCUGAACAAUUCGCUCAUGACCAUCGUCGGUGCCCUCAUCGGCAGCUCCGGCGCCAUCCUCUCUUACAUCAUGUGCAAGGCCAUGAAUCGUUCCCUGCCGAACGUGAUCCUGGGCGGGUACGGGGUAACGACGGGCGGGUCGGCGCGGCCCGCGGGCGCCACGCAUACGGAGUUAAACGUGGACUCUGUGGCCGAUCUCAUACACCGCGCUUCAAACAUCAUUAUCACACCAGGUUACGGUUUGUGUGUCGCUAAGGCCCAAUAUCCCAUCGCUGAACUUGUGGACAUGCUCAAGGCAGCUGGAAAAAAAGUACGCUUCGCGAUCCAUCCUGUAGCUGGUCGCAUGCCUGGACAAUUGAAUGUAUUGCUUGCUGAGGCUGGCGUGCCUUACGACGACGUCUUCGAAAUGGAGGAAAUUAACGACGAAUUUCCCGAAACUGACCUUGUAUUGGUUAUUGGCGCUAACGACACCGUUAACAGCGCAGCGGAAGAUGACCCCAAUUCGCCUAUCGCUGGGAUGCCUGUACUCAAAGUAUGGAAAGCAAAUCAGGUGGUGGUGAUGAAACGCUCAAUGGGCGUCGGGUACGCAGCAGUAGACAACCCCAUUUUCUACAAUCCCAACACUGCCAUGUUGCUCGGAGAUGCGAAGAAAACUUGCGAUGCCCUCCUGGAACGAGUAAAACACCUUUCCGCGUAA
Messenger RNA from Chilo suppressalis (striped riceborer), 3375 nucleotides. NCBI's taxonomy places the organism in Eukaryota, Metazoa, Arthropoda, Insecta, Lepidoptera, Crambidae. The record is from the annotation of a GenBank genome assembly.